GGGUUACGGGGUAAACGGUUUCAGUUGUACGCGUGUGUAGUUGGUUGGUAGAAAGAAAGACUAGAGAUAUGUCGGAGGACGACAAUGGCCGUCACCAUCGCUUCUGCCAUCAUUUUUAUUGGUAGUAAUUGAGCCUUCCAGCGAUGGCCGCAGCAGAUUCGAAAAGCUCAACGCCGCCGCCCCCGCUGUCGAUAGUCGACGAGGACAUGAAAGGAUGGCUGUUCAAGUGGACAAACUACAUCAAAGGUUACCAGAAACGAUGGUUCGUUUUGUCAAACGGUGUACUAUCCUACUACAGAACUCAAGAUGAAAUAUCACAAUUAUGUCGGGGUACGAUUAGUUUGAAUGGGGCUACAAUACACACUGAAGAUUCAUGCACAAUUGUUAUAUCUAAUGGUGGCACUCAAACAUUUCACCUUCGUGCCACUAGUGAAGUUGAACGUCAAAGAUGGGUUACUGAAUUAGAGUUGGCAAAGGCUCGUGAAAUUGGACAUACAAAUACUGAUAGAAGCAAGGAAAAAGAAUUGAGUGCAAAUUUAGAAGUUUCAUCAGUAGUAUCAUCGUUAAACACCAAAUUAUCUGAAUUGCGAUCACAAAGUGAAAUUAUAUCUAAACAUAGCAAAGCUCUUCAACGUUGUUUAACUGAACUAGAAACCAUUGAUAUACCUCCUGAUAUCUCUACAAAAAUAAAAGCAUGGAUGGAACGUGCAAAUUUGAUACGUAUUGCAUCAGUUGGUAUGGUAACUAAUUGUUCGGAGUAUUUAGAUUUGGCUCAAAGUCAGGGUAAUAAAUGGCAAAAGAUGUUAUAUAAUGAACGGCGACAGCGUAUACAGUUGGUAGAAAUGGUGGAUCAAAUUGCUAGAGAACAGAGUGUUUUGGAGCAUGUUGCUAAUAAUGACAAACAAGAUGAUUCUACCGAUGAAGAUGAUGCUUCAGACAAUUGUGAAUUUUUUGAUGCUCAAGGUGGUGAUUCCUUUGAUGUAACCACAAAUAAUUACCUAGUUAACUGUCAGUCUCAAAAUAUUAUCCAACAUAAAACUCUUUCAAGCUCACAGGUUCUUGAAAAAUUAGUCAAUGAAGAAUUAGAUUGUAGUGGUGGAUCUAGUAGUGAUAUUGAUGAUCCUGUUGAGUCAUCAGCUAUAUUAACAGCUGCAAUUCGUUCAUCAACUGGUUUAAAUACUGAUCGUGAUGAAAAUAAUAAAUCUUCUAGGAUGUUUCCUCAACUCUCUGAGCAUGCAAAAAAAAUACUAGAGGACGCGAUUAAACAUCCUUUAAAACAAAAAGAUAAACGUAGAUGUAGAGUGACUGACAAGCCAAAUCACCCAUUACAUAUUUGGAGUAUUUUGAAAAAUUGCAUUGGAAAAGAUUUGUCUAAAAUACCAAUGCCGGUAAAUUUUUCUGAACCGCUUUCAAUGUUACAAAGAAUUACUGAGGAUUUUGAAUAUUCAAAUAUUCUAGAUACAGCAGCUCAAUGUAAGGAUUCAUUUGAGCAGAUGGCAUAUAUUGCUGCGUUCACGAUUUCAUCUUAUUCAACAACUGUCAAUCGAACAAGUAAACCUUUUAAUCCAUUGCUGGGUGAAACAUAUGAAUGUGAUCGAAUGUCAGACCUUGGUUGGAAAGCAUUUAACGAACAAGUUUCACAUCAUCCUCCAAUUUCUGCUCAGUAUUGUUCGGGUAAGGAAUGGUCUUGUUGGCAAGAAUUUUCAAUGUCUUCGAAAUUCCGCGGUAAAUACUUACAAGCAAUUCCUAAUGGCAUUGCUCAUCUUGACUUCCCGGCAUCUGGGAAUCAUUAUACUUGGACUAAAGUCACAACUACUGUUCAUAAUAUAAUUGUUGGAAAACUGUGGGUUGAUCAAACAGGUGAUAUGACAAUAACUAAUCAUAAAGAUGGUUCUAAAUGCCGUUUGAGUUAUAUACCCUAUAGUUAUUUCACUAGGGAUCAACAAAGAAAGGUAAAAGGAUAUGUUAUGGAUAAAGAUAAUGAAAUUAAAUGGGUUAUAAAUGGUACRUGGGACAAUAAAGUUGAAAUAGCUCCUGUUACCAAAUUUGAAGGUCCUAUUGAAAGUCCUACGUGUCAAACUGGAAGUUAUAUUCUGGCCUGGCAAAGACAAGCACCUCCACCUGACAAUGAAAAAUACUAUUAUUUCACUGUGCUGGCAAGUCAAUUGAAUGAAAUGGAAGAAGGUGUAGCACCAACAGAUUCAAGGUUACGUCCAGAUCAACGUUUAAUGGAGUUUGGUCUUUGGGAUGAAGCUAAUAUUGAGAAAUUGAGGUUAGAGGAAAUUCAGAGAGUCAGAAACCGCAAAGCAAAUACCGAAGUAGCAGAUUCUAAUCAAGUCAAUGAAAAUGAAGAUGAAGAUGAUGAUACAGUUCAAGAAAAUGAUAACAGUGCUAUCAAACCAUUAUGGUUUAAACGAGAUGUGUGUAAAUGGACAAAAAAGCCAUGUUUUACUUUUACCCAUGAAUAUUGGGAGUGCAAACAGAAAGGAGACUGGAGCAGAUGUCCAUCUUUAUUUUAAAUACAUGUGAUAAUUUGUUUAUUUUAUUAAGCUUAAGCAACAUUAUAUGUGGCCAUAUGAUGUUGUAAACUUAGAUUUAUUGUGAACAGAAGUAUCUUAGAAUUUAAGUAUACCACCAAAAAUUCCAAAAUGCUCGGCAAAUCUUUUCAAGUUCAUAUUAUCUCCUUAACUAUUUUAUGACUUAUAGCUUUAAGUAUUUUUUCCACAAUUUGAACUCUGAAUCUAUCGCACCGCAUACAUUUUGUAGACGAAAUUAGCCUAGGGACAAGAUUUCAGUUUAUACAUUUUCAAAUCAUUGUUUUAACCUCUUUUUUUUUCUUUUAUAUGUUUUGUUUGUUACCUAAGUUAUUUACAACUUAGUUCUUGUAUUAUUUUUAAUUUAUUUUUGUCAAUUUACUUCCAAUUAUUUCUGUUUCUUUUAUUCAAUCAUGGUACAAUUAAAAGGUUAUAUUAAAAUUUUUCCUCUUAAAGAUAUAGUAAUAUUUUAAUUAUUUAAAUGAUAAAAACU
Molecule: messenger RNA, 3027 nt
Organism: Diuraphis noxia (Russian wheat aphid)
Lineage: Eukaryota; Metazoa; Arthropoda; Insecta; Hemiptera; Aphididae
Gene: Osbp
Product: oxysterol binding protein
Cellular component (GO): plasma membrane; cytosol; perinuclear endoplasmic reticulum
Molecular function (GO): sterol binding
Source: RefSeq, a predicted model, not a curated record